AUGGCGAGCCGCUUGAGCUGCCGACGAUCAACUAUCGGCCCGAGGCACUCGCUGCUGCUGAGACCAUCAGAAGAGGUUCCAACUGAGCUUCGCGGAUUACCAGAAGAUUUGAGCAGGCGCAUUGCCGCAGCAACGUCGGAGUCCGAGCUUCGAGACGUCGCGGGCGAAGUUGUGGAGGAAGCACUCUUACUGUUGGAUCAUCGCGGUUUAAUCAAAGACUUGGACAAGAUUUGGCCGACAACUCGCGCCUGCAAGCAACUGGGCACCUCCGAAGUCUUGACCCUCACAUCCGCGAUCAAGAUGUCCUUAGCCUCCACCCUGCGGGACACAGCUCAGCGCGGGGCCAUGCCACGUCGGAAGGUCUUGGCAUUGUUCAACUUCCUUGCAGAGCUCUGUUGGGCCAACUAUAUGUGCCCAUCCGAGCACGCAAUUCAGAAGGCAAUGCAUUGCCUGCUGGACACGGCCUGGGCUCUUACCGAAUGUGGCAACUCUGAGCCGGCUGGGUGGUAUGUGGAGUCUUGUGCAUAUUUUCUGGCUCGCGUGGGGGAAAUCAUCAUGCUCAAUCCUCUCGAGGUUUUCAACGUCUUAGAUCCACUGUCGGCGAGACUCGCAUCUUUGGCCCGGCAGCUGCCUCGCCGAACAAAGUCCUUUGUUUGGCUGCUUCUCCGCCGUCGAGAAAUGAUGUGGUGA
This is a messenger RNA of Symbiodinium necroappetens, 690 nucleotides long. Lineage: Eukaryota; Dinophyceae; Suessiales; Symbiodiniaceae. The record is from the annotation of a GenBank genome assembly.